Messenger RNA from Colletotrichum costaricense, 198 nucleotides. RefSeq lists its product as uncharacterized. Bases 1 to 198 code for a protein of 65 amino acids. The record is from RefSeq and is a predicted model, not a curated record. NCBI's taxonomy places the organism in Eukaryota, Fungi, Ascomycota, Sordariomycetes, Glomerellales, Glomerellaceae. The transcript is spliced from 2 exons.
AUGCCGCACUGCAUCACCAGCAUCCAGCGGGCCAGACGAGACCACUCAAAGGGCCGUGGCACCCCUCGAUGGCUCCUUAGCGCCAUCAUAUGGGAGAUAUGGGAUUUCGUCGCACCUGCGUUGCGCACCGUCUUCCACCCUGAGACUCUGGGGGUGAUUGAUUUCCAAAGCAGCCUCGCGACCAAUUUGACCUUGUGA